Nylanderia fulva is the source of this 3419-nucleotide messenger RNA. It is a transcript of the gene smid, whose product is annotated as nuclear valosin-containing protein-like smid. The record is from RefSeq and is a predicted model, not a curated record. Lineage: Eukaryota; Metazoa; Arthropoda; Insecta; Hymenoptera; Formicidae. Gene Ontology annotation, molecular function: ATP binding; RNA binding; ATP hydrolysis activity. Gene Ontology annotation, cellular component: nucleus. Gene Ontology annotation, biological process: ribosome biogenesis.
CUCAUGUCCCAUUCAAGUGUCGAUCGUCGCCGGUUUUUCUUUCCUAUUAAUUAAAAUAUCGUAUUACACAGAUAGCCCGCGUUGACUUAUGCGGAUGCGGAUUUGUAUUUCUAGGAGAGCACAAUGCGCAGUGAAGUCGCGUCAGUUCAGAUUUUCAGAUCGAGAGCAAUUGAUGAGAAUAAUUGGUGAAUCUCCAUCUCGUCUCUCGUGUCUGUACGCGAUCUUUCUUGUUCUCGUUGCUUUGAGGAAUAAUGCAGAAAGUGGGUAAAUUGAACUCGUCGAUUGAUAUCAUUCCGCUGCAAGGAUCGAGUGGUGAUUACAGACCGAGAUACCUGGAUAAUAAGCAUAGAAUGGACCAGAGAUGCUUUCGGGAUCAGUCGUUAAUCGACCGCAUGCAAACGUAUAUGCAUGAAAAUGAAAAUAAAGUAUACAUUGAUGUCAAUGAGAUGGCAGAUGCCUUACAAAGACGAUACAGAGAUUAUCGUCAUAAGAAGCGUGCUGCAUUUCGUGGGAUGGUACGUAAGGCUUACGAUGAGCUUACAGAGUUAUUUUCGAGAAAGCCUUCAACACGCGAACCUACUUUUGACGACGACGAUUUUGAGGAUGUUGAUGUUGAGUCAGAGAUGCAACACACUUCGUUAGGUGACAUGCUGAUACAUAUGUAUAAGAAACAGAAUGGAAAUUCAAGUGAUAAAGAAUUGAUAGAUAUUAGUAGCGAUGAUGAGGUAUCCUCUAAGGAUGAAUCUAAGACUGGUAAAGACACAAAGGCAUUGAAUAUAUGUAGUGUAGUUGAUGAAUCUUUGCACACACCUUCGACAGUUACUUCAAAAUCAAAACCAGCUACUUCAAAGCCAGGAACACCUACCUCAAAACCUGAAGCAUCUGUUUCAAAGCCAGACAUGCCUGCUUUAGAAAUACCUAUUUCAAAAUCAGAAACACUUACUACAAAAUCAGAAACUGUAAAAUCAAAAGCAUCUGUGAAUGAGGUCACAAAACAGCCACUAGUAGAAUCUACAAGAAAACGACAAAGAGAUAAGGAAAAUAUGGAUAAUGGACCGUUUUCAUUUGCGAAAAAAGCAAGAACUAUACCUGUUGUAGAACCAAAAGUUACAUUUUCUGAUGUAGGAGGUAAUGACAAAAUUUUGAAAACUGUCUGCAAAUUACUAGCCCACAUGAAACAUCCCGAAAUCUUCAAACAACUUGGUAUAUCUCCACCAAGGGGAUUUUUACUUCAUGGACCACCUGGAUGUGGAAAAACAUUACUGGCAUAUGCUGUUGCAGGGGAAUUAAACGUACCUCUACUAAAAGUAGCAGGACCAGAACUUGUGGCUGGAGUAUCUGGCGAGAGUGAAGCUCGUAUUAGAGACUUAUUUGAGCAAGCUUUAGCUCUUGCACCAUGCAUCGUUUUUUUAGAUGAAAUUGAUGCUGUUGCACCUCAUAGAGCUGCAGUUCAAAGAGAGAUGGAAAGGAGAAUUGUUGCACAAUUAUUAUCAAGCUUAGAUGAAUUGAGUCUGAAGGAAAAUGGAGAUAGAGUAUUGGUGAUUGGUGCAACAAAUCGACCUGAUUCAUUAGAUCCUGCUUUAAGAAGAGCAGGACGUUUUGAUCGUGAAGUGUGUCUGGGAAUACCAGAUAGAGAAGCAAGAGCUAAGAUUUUAGCAAUACAUACUGAAAAUGUUGUACUAGCUCCUAAUAUUAGUCUGUCGACAAUAGCUUCCCUCACCCCAGGUUUUGUAGGUGCAGACCUGGCGGCCUUAAUCAGAGAAGCUGCUAUGGCUGCUGUAGAUAGAGUAUUCGAGGAUGUAAACAGAUCAAAACAGACAGAAAAAUUGGCAGAAAUAACCCAAACUGAUAAGCAACUUGCUAAAGAAACACUGACUUCUGAAAACACGGAAAAUUUAAUUGAUACUAAUGUUCCAACAGAAGCAUCUACUAUGAUAAAAUCGUCUAAUGCAAUAGAAAACACUUCUACACAGUUGAGAGACUCACCUAAAAAUUCAACCCCGGAAACUGCCGAAAUGGAUAUAAUACAGGAAAAUUCAGCAGAUUUUUCAAAUUUACUGGCUUGGCUACGUAGCGAACCUCCACUUUCCCCAGAGCGCCUUUCGACCUUGUGUAUUGAGCAUGGUGAUUUUGAAACUGCUUUACGUGUAGUUCAACCUUCAGCAAAAAGGGAAGGAUUUGCAACAGUUCCUGAUGUAACAUGGGAUGAUGUUGGUUCACUGCAAGAUAUACGUCAGGAAUUACAAAUGGCGAUUCUUGCCCCUGUUAAGCAUACAGAACACUUUAAUGCAUUAGGUUUAAAUGCUGCUAGCGGAGUAUUAUUAUGCGGACCACCUGGUUGUGGAAAAACAUUGUUGGCUAAAGCUAUUGCCAAUGAAGCUGGAAUUAAUUUUAUUUCUGUUAAAGGACCUGAACUUUUGAAUAUGUAUGUUGGUGAAAGUGAGAGAGCAGUUCGUCAAUGUUUCUUAAGAGCAAAAAAUUCGAUGCCAUGUGUCAUAUUUUUCGACGAAAUAGAUGCGUUAUGUCCUAAAAGAACAGAAGGCGAUAAUUCCGCAACAUCACGUAUCGUGAAUCAAAUGCUUACGGAAAUGGAUGGUGUAGAGAGUCGACAAGGAGUAUUUCUUAUGGCUGCUACUAAUCGCCCUGACAUUAUAGAUCCAGCUGUUUUGCGACCAGGAAGACUGGACAAAAUUUUAUACGUUGGUCUCCCGACAGCUUCAGAUCGUGUUGAUAUUUUACGUGCAGUAACUAAGAACGCAACAAAACCAAAACUCGCUGCAGACGUUGAUUUAAAUCAAGUUGGAUAUAAUGACAAGUGUGAGGGUUUUACUGGUGCAGAUUUGGCAGCUUUGAUAAAGGAAGCCGGCAUGGAAGCAUUGAAGGAAAUAAUAGCUGGUUAUGGACAAUCAGAAAUUUCCAUGCAGCACAUUUACAGGGCAUUUGAUAAAGUGCAACCAUCUGUUCGCGAGAAGGAUAUUAAAUACUACGAAAAAUUUAGUAAGCUAUAUUCAAUUAAAAAAAAUUCUGAAGUUAUGCCAAUGGAAACACCAAUAGAUGCACCAAUUGUUGAUGUGGUCAUGGAACCAAUGGAAACAUGAAGUACAAUUAUUAGAAGUUUAUAAAAAUUACUAUAAUAAUUGCAAUUCUUCCAUUACCAAACAUUUUUUUAAUAGAAGAAACGUCAGGUAUUUCUUUAAUGAUAGUUUAGAUUCCACAUGUUUAUUUGUAAAUGGAAGUAGCUGUAAUGUUUAAUGAAAUAACAAUAAUGUUUUAAAAUUGCACGAUAGUGUAAGACAGAUAGUUGCAUUAUGCAGUUAUUUUCUAGAUAUAUAAAUAUAGAAAUCAUAUACUCGUUGUAUGACUUUAAUGUAAUAAGGAUCCUUGAUAAAAUUUUCAAUAAAAGUUUACGUUUAAUAACA